This is a messenger RNA of Helobdella robusta, 468 nucleotides long. RefSeq lists its product as hypothetical. The record is from RefSeq and is a predicted model, not a curated record. The transcript has 3 exons. NCBI's taxonomy places the organism in Eukaryota, Metazoa, Annelida, Clitellata, Rhynchobdellida, Glossiphoniidae. The coding region runs from base 1 to 468 and encodes 155 amino acids.
AUGGCGGUGACGAUGAUGAAUAGAAGUGUAGCUGAGUGCCCUGCAGUGGCCUGGAAGCACUGGAUGACUAGGUCACACGUGGGAAAAUUAAAGACACAACAUCUUAAGGCGGCUAGGACCAUAGCCCAACUGGCAAAGAAGCUGCCAAAAAUCAGCACUGAAAGAAGCUUCGUUGGAUCCGUUAGAAUACAGGCUGGAUCAGAUUGGAACAAAGAAAGCUGUAAUGUGGUCGAUCCAACAAGCUGCAAUCCUACAACACUCGGACUUCAUACUCACAGAGCUAAGUUGAAUAAACGCCACACAAAAAAAGCGCAGUAUGAUGCUUCUAAGGAAAUAAUCCAACAUGCUGAUAGGUAUGAAUUGAAGACAUUCACUAAUAGCUCGGUGGACCAACAACAAAAUGUGGAGGUGUGGCACUGGUUGCGUAUAACAAAGAAGGAAUGGUCUUUUAUAGAAAAUUCCAUGUAG